Malania oleifera is the source of this 2994-nucleotide messenger RNA. RefSeq names its product rhamnogalacturonan I rhamnosyltransferase 1-like. The record is from RefSeq and is a predicted model, not a curated record. The coding region runs from base 621 to 2024 and encodes 467 amino acids. Lineage: Eukaryota; Viridiplantae; Streptophyta; Magnoliopsida; Santalales; Ximeniaceae. Gene Ontology annotation, cellular component: cytoplasm. The transcript has 8 exons.
UGCGCCGUAAUUAAAGGCUUUCAUCACUUCCAUUGGCACGAAGGACUCUCGUGCCUUCAGCCUUGCUUUUCCGAACUCCCCCCACCCCACUCCUUGCGAACCAGUUCUCCGGCGCUCUGCCGGGAUCUGGCCGUUAAAUCUCGUCGGGGACCCAAGAUUGCAUCGACCCCUUUAUGGGUUUGCGAAGAUUGAACCAAACAAGCGGUUGUUUUGUGUAGUUCUGUUGAAUUUAUUCACAUUCUUUGUAUUUUCUCGCUGCCAUUUUUAAAUUUUUUGGAGAUAUAUACAUAUAUUUUUAAUGUUGAGGGCUGAUAUUAAGUGUGUUCACAUGUGGGUUCUUCGUAUUUGAUUGUUUUAAAGGGUUUUUAUGAAUUUUGGAUUUGAGAAGGUUUUAGAGUUUCGAGGCGGUCCGGUUCUGUAAAUUCUGAAUGUAACGUUUGGGUAUCUUCAUUACGAGACAUUGAGAUUACGAGAUCAAGUGGGUUAUUUAUAUCUUCAAGUGUUUGUCGGUGCUCGCAUCGAGGGAGUUCUGGAUUUGAGAUGAUUACUGAAUUUUUUUAAAGGUAAGAGUUUGUGGGGAAAAGUGUCGGUGAGGUGAAUUGGGAGGGAAUGGUUGCACAAUGUGUAAGGUAGAGGAAUGUAAUGGGAAGUGUGGAAAAGGGAGAGAGUGGGAAAUGAGUUUGAAGUGUUUGGGAGAAGGGAAAGUUGAGAAAUCGAGGAUUCCGAUGGUUUCGCGAUCCCGAAUGAAGCUGUGGAUGAUCCGGGCAAUGACGACGGUCUUGCUGUGGACUUGUGUUGUUCAGUUAGUGGCAUUGGGUGAGAUGUGGGGGCCAAGGUUGUUGAAGGGCUGGCCUUCUUGUUUCCCACAUUCCGAGUCAUCUUUGCGUGAUGAAGUGCCUUCUCUUCCCCACAAAGUUGUUCUUCCGCCUAAGAGGGUUUAUAAGAAUAAUGGUUAUCUUAUGGUAUCUUGCAAUGGAGGGCUCAACCAAAUGCGUGCAGCGAUAUGUGACAUGGUUGCUAUUGCCAGAUAUUUAAAUGUCACUCUUAUUGUUCCAGAGCUUGAUAAAUCCUCCUUUUGGGCUGACCCAAGUGAAUUCAAGGACAUAUUUGAUGUCAAUCAUUUCAUUACAUCCUUGAGAGAUGAGGUUCGAAUAUUGAAAGAGCUGCCACCCAGGCUUAAGAAAAGAGUUGAACUGGGGAAGUUCUAUUCAUUGCCACCCAUUAGUUGGUCCAACAUUUCCUACUACUAUAAUCAGAUUCUUCCUUUGGUGCAGAAAUACAAAGUAGUACAUUUAAAUAAAACUGAUGCUCGACUUGCUAAUAAUGGGCUACCUUCUGAUAUACAAAAGUUGCGUUGCCGAGUAAAUUUUAGUGCUCUACGAUUCACUUCAGAGAUAGAGGAAUUGGGUAGAAAGGUGGUUAGAAUUUUGAGGAAAAAUGGCCCAUUCUUGGUGCUUCAUCUCAGAUAUGAAAUGGAUAUGUUGGCUUUCUCUGGAUGCACACAUGGUUGCAACAAUGACGAGGCAGAAGAACUAACAAGAAUGAGAUAUGCUUAUCCCUGGUGGAAAGAAAAAGUUAUAGAUUCUGAGUUGAAAAGAAGAGAAGGGUUGUGCCCUUUGACACCAGAGGAAACUGCAUUAACAUUAAGUGCACUGGGUAUUGACCAUAAUAUUCAAAUUUAUAUUGCUGCUGGUGAAAUAUACGGCGGAGAAAGGCGAAUGGCAAGUUUGGCAGCAGCGUUUCCUAAUGUGGUCAGGAAGGAGACACUGCUGGAACCUUCAGAUCUGAGAUUUUUCCAGAAUCAUUCAUCACAGAUGGCCGCCUUGGAUUAUCUUGUGUCCCUUGAGAGUGAUAUAUUUGUUCCUACAUAUGAUGGAAACAUGGCUAAAGUAGUGGAAGGCCACCGCAGGCUUGAAAUGGAUUUUUCUGGUAAACUGGGUAUUUCAGUCAGGCCUGUCCUUCGGCAUAUUCUUUGCCCUUGCACUCAUUAUCUCUUUCUGGUGGGUAGGAGAUUCAUCAACUGAAGUGAACUCAAUCUCCUGCUGAGCAGCGAGUUCCUUGCCACUACACGUGUGCGUUUCUGUCAAGGGACAGCUUAUUUAGCUCACUGAGGAGGGGUGGGGUUAAAUGCAGUUCCCUGCCCCCCCAUUCCCGUACUCCCUUUCUGCGCACCCCGCCAGUGUUGAAUUCUUGAUUUUUAAUCCUACUUUUGAGUUGCAUCUGUUUUUGAGGAACUGCCAUUCCAUCUGACUUCGUGUCUGGCAUGUUCCAAUGUCUUUCAGGUUCUUGGGAUUCAAGAAGACUGUUCUUUUGGACAGAAAACUUCUGGUCGAUUUGAUAGACCAAUACAGCAAUGGAUCGAUGAGCUGGGAUGAGUUCUCAUCUAUGGUGAAGGAAGUUCACACAACUCGUAUGGGGAACCCAACAAGACGAGUUGCAAUUCCGGAUAGACCCAAGGAAGAAGAUUAUUUCUAUGCCAAUCCAUACGAGUGCUUGCAACUUCCAGAUGAGCCAUUGAGAAGCACAUGACCCUAUCUGUGCCCAUGAGAUGGUCAUCUUUGAUCGCCCUUCCAUAUGCAUCUGCUGCAGACAGUGACCCAGUUCUUUACAUGGAAGAUUACAAAUGACAAAAGGAUCUUUUCUGUUGGUGAAAUUGGUAUGGAAGAGCACUGGGGCCUGCCUCUUGAUGUUCCUGAGGGGCAUCUCAUCAUUAUUUGUUUCCUUUCAAAUAUUUAAAUAAUCAAAAUGGUGUAUAGAGAGAGAGACAAGACAACCCUGCCAUUUCAGGGCCAAGUAUAUGAGCAGCUGCCAUGUAAACAGUGGGGACGCAGAUUAAGAUUCUUGGGGACGGAGAAUUUGUCAUGGUUAUUCUCCCAAUCUUGUUAUUGAAGAAUUUGCCCGCAUGAAAAAUAUAUGGAAUUUUACAUGUUACAGAUUCUCUUCAGUCUGUAUGAACGCUGCCAUUGUAGUAAAAAAUUAUUGGAUCAGCUGCAA